Messenger RNA from Peromyscus leucopus (white-footed mouse), 2943 nucleotides. Its product is annotated as triadin-like. The coding region runs from base 1 to 720 and encodes 239 amino acids. The transcript is spliced from 16 exons. The record is from RefSeq and is a predicted model, not a curated record. Gene Ontology annotation, cellular component: membrane; sarcoplasmic reticulum. Lineage: Eukaryota; Metazoa; Chordata; Mammalia; Rodentia; Cricetidae. Gene Ontology annotation, molecular function: signaling receptor binding.
AUGGAGCUGGCCGCCAGCUGCCAUAAGCUAAGCAGCUUGGUGGAUUCCCACCACAAAACGAAAAAAGAAAAAUCUGGGAAAAGCUCUUCUGUUUUGAAAGACAAAGAGCCACAAAUUAAAAAGGAAGCAAAACCAGCACCGUCUGACAAAGGUCAAAUACGCAAACACGAUGAUCCCAAACUGGAGCAAGUUACUCCUCCUCAUGGUAAACCAGAACAAAAAGUUCUCAAGCAGGUAAAAGCUAUCACAGCGGAAAAGACAGAAAAAGCUGAUCCUCGAGAUAAAGAGCCUCAGUCUAUUAAAACAGAAAAACCUAAGCCAUCUUCAAAAGGAACAUCAGAAGUCACAGACUCAGGGAAGAAGAAAACUGAAAAAUCUGAAAAGCAAAAUAAAGUUCCAACAAGACAAGAAAAUCUUCAUGUGCACAAUGUGACUAAAGCAGAAAAAUCUGCAAAAAUACCAAAAGAUUCCAAAGACACAUCAGCUUCAAAGAAAGACAAAGAAGAUUCCAAAGACGUACCAGCUUCAAAGAAAGACAAAGAAGUAACUGAUGAUGUAUCUUCCCCAAAGAAGCAAAAAAAUCCAAUCAGUUUCUUUCAAUGUGUCUACUUGGAUGGAUACAAUGGCUAUGGAUUUCAGUUUCCUGUCACUCCUGCCCAACGCCAUGGAGAGAACUCUGGGAAACCCAACUCUCCAGGACAGAAACAGCAAGGACAAUAGACACCCGUGCAUGACCCUGACAACUGCAUUAAGGGGGUGAAAACUGAAUCUUCUCUUUAGUCCACAGUGGCACAGGCAAUUGAAACUAUCUAGUGCUGAGAUUUCAUUGUAAACAUUCUACCUUUCUGCCUGGCAUAGAGAGAUGGCGUGGACAAAGGGGUUGACUAAUAAGCAAAUGUGUUGGAGGGUCUAAUGCUUAAAAAUCUUCAUGUGUGUCUGCUGCUGUGGGAGGGGUACUUACAUUUAGCUGUUUCUAGUUAUUGUAUGGUUCUAUACUCAUUAAAGUUUAUUUUGUAUUGGUCUUCUAGAUAUAAUUGGGUAAUUGGCCCAUUACAAAAUGAAAUUUCUGGCUUCAGGUAGAUAGUUUUUAAAGUGGUAACAGACUGUGUUCUAGGUGUAAAUGGUAGAGGAGCAUGUAUAAAAGUUGCUCUUCUGAAUCAUUUAAGUAAACUCAGUUUACCCAAGGACCUAUGUGCAUCAUUAUAUUCGUGUCUGUUUCUAGUUCAGUUGUGGCAAGGUUCUACAAUAGGUAUGACUUACACCAGAGUGUUGUAAGUCCCUUGUCGCAUUCUUGAAACUCAAAGUAUCAGACAGACAGGACAUGACAAGGAACAAAUGCUUGACAAAUCUUAUUUUGGGGGUUUGUCUUGAGCUACAAUUUAGACAUUCUUUCCUGUGGACAUGUACUUGUAGUAAAGCAUGUCUAGCAAAUCAUUCGUUUAAUAUGGGAAUGAGGAGAUGUGAAAUUAUCAUGUCUCCAGAUUAUGUCCCAGUGAAAACAUCACCUGGGUGAAGGUUUAGAUAAAUCAAUAAUCGUGCGUGACCAAGGCAAACAUAAUUUUAUUUCUCAAUACAUUCUUUCUAUAAAAUUAAAUGUUUUCCUUUUCAACUGAAAACAAUACAAAUGCUGUAAAAGUUCAAGUGAGACAUUUUGGUCCUAGAUAUGUUCAUGAAGUGUCUUACUUUCUUUCGACUAAUUGGACAUUAAUGCCAGUUAAAUUAAUGGCAAUUUUUAACUUACUCAUCUAUGUCUAUCACUAUAAAUAACCUUUGAGAGUGUUCAUCUUCCUGGUGAUACAAACACUCAGUUUUAAUGAACUUUUCUUAUCAACUUUAGAAAAUGUGUCUGUAAUUUUUCAGCACAUUUCCAGUUGCAGCUGAACUUAUGACAAAUUAGCUCAGGAAAUGACUUACCAUUUCUGGCACUAUCAUCAACUCAGCAUUGACUGAGCUACUCAGUGAAUGGCCUAGCCAUGUGAUUGGUUUUCAAACAAUGCAACCAACUACGGUUCUUGAGAUCCAAAAUACAGGUCAGUUUUAUCAAUCUCUGGGUAAGGUGUGGAUUAUAUAUUCAGCAUUAAUGUUGGAACAUCAGUAACUUUUAUAAGAAAGUUAGUUUUAACCAGAUGCUGACAGACUUAAUUCACACCACAAAGGCCAACACUACAAUGAACUGGAUUCAUGGAACCAUUUGGAGGGGAAGGGAAACCUAGAAAUACAUCAUUUCACAUCUGAGCAGAUGGUACUAUCUUGCAAAGCCCCUUCAUUCAGCAAUUCAAACUUACAAGGAGGACAGUGGAUAAAGUGUUUCCCUUAGGUGCGGUUUCAUCCAUGCAAUUUCCUGAAUAAAGGAAGAGAGAGCAAAUGUGAUAAUUGUUUUAAAAUUCACAUAACAGGAUGGUUUAUCCACUAUGUUAUCCUUCAGUGACUGUGUACCAAGUGCUUAGUCUUUCUUCUCUGGGUCAGGUACUAUACUGUGUAACAAAAUACAGCAAUAGAUUUUACUUAGUGCUAUUCUGGCACAGUAGAUGACACUGGAAAAUUCACUAAAAGGACUGAAUCUGUAUCUCCAUGUGUAAAGGAGAACCAUCAAAACAAACAGCUCAAUGCUUCACAGAUUUACUGUGGAGACAGAUAGUGUCUUAAUAUGGAUAUGUUUGAAAACAUUUUCUGAAAUUUUGUUUUUGGAGAUGACACUAAUUUUAUCUCCAUGGACUUUUAAAUAUCAUCGUCUAUUUUCUUUAUGAAACAAAUUGAUAAAAAUUAACAGAUGUUAUUUAAAUGUAAUUGUAGAUUUAGAGAAACCAAUUGUGGUGCAAUUAAGAUUAACAAUAAUUGUUAAAGUUUGUCUAAAAUUUCAAUGAUGGUUAUAAUUUGAAAAUAUCAUCUCAACUAUCAUCUGUUUGUAUCUUUACAUCAAUAAAAUAUUUCUGGCCUUUUUGA